Messenger RNA from Trichomonas vaginalis G3, 295 nucleotides. RefSeq lists its product as uncharacterized. NCBI's taxonomy places the organism in Eukaryota, Parabasalia, Trichomonadida, Trichomonadidae. The transcript has a single exon. The record is from RefSeq and is a predicted model, not a curated record. The annotation marks the transcript as partial.
AUGGACGCACAGAACUUAGCGAAUGCACAGCAACCUGGACAACCAAACCCAGAGAAUAUUCCAAAUGAAGUUAGAAUACAAACUGCAAUGGCAAACUAUGGUCAAGUGCCAACAGAUGUACAAAUGCAAACUGCCAUGUCAAAUGACGCUGCGUUAGGCUUACCACCAUGGUAUGCAAAUAUGAGAUGGAAAGAGUUUUAUACAAACCCUGAAGUGGGAUAUAAACAACUUUAUGCAGAUGACGCGAACACAGGAGUUGACCCAGAAUAUGUUUUCUACCAGAGGAGAAACAGAA